Molecule: messenger RNA, 2295 nt
Organism: Synchytrium microbalum
Lineage: Eukaryota; Fungi; Chytridiomycota; Chytridiomycetes; Synchytriales; Synchytriaceae
Exons: 13
Coding region: 1-2295 (764 amino acids)
Biological process (GO): mitochondrial translational elongation
Cellular component (GO): mitochondrion
Molecular function (GO): GTP binding; translation elongation factor activity; GTPase activity
Source: RefSeq, a predicted model, not a curated record
AUGAGUCGGGCCGCAGAGGCCGUGUUCGUAAGAUUGGCAGCAUCAGCGUCAAUAUGUGGCAACUCUUCCCGCAUGAAGCCUAGUUGGCUACGAGCAUCGUUCUUGCUCCCAAUCGUCAAGAACUAUUCAAGGCCAUACAGUGCUGAACCAGCAUUGAAACAACCACAGUCUGACACUGAUCCAGAUCUCCAACGAUUAUUACAACUACGAAACAUUGGAAUAUCUGCUCACAUCGACUCAGGAAAGACCACAUUAACGGAACGUAUUCUCUACUAUACUGGACGAAUUGACCACAUUCACGAAGUGCGUGGUAAAGACAAUGUGGGUGCUAAAAUGGACUCGAUGGAACUGGAACGUGAAAAGGGAAUCACGAUUCAAUCUGCUGCUACCUAUAUUAAAUGGAAGUCUACAAACAUCAACAUUAUCGAUACUCCUGGUCACGUCGAUUUCACUAUCGAGGUCGAAAGAGCACUUAGAGUGCUUGAUUCUGCUGUGCUAGUAUUGUGUGCUGUUGGAGGUGUACAGAGUCAGACUAUAACGGUGGAUCGUCAGAUGAAGAGAUAUAGUAUUCCUCGCCUGGCGUUUAUAAACAAGAUGGAUCGAGCCGGAGCCAAUCCUUGGAGAGUAUUAGAACAGCUGAGAGCGAAACUGAGACUCACUGCAGCUGCUGUGCAAAUACCUAUUGGUGCAGAGAAUGAUUUCAAGGGUGUCGUGGAUCUUGUUGCCCUCAAGGCAUUCUAUAAUGAAGGUCCUAAAGGGGAAACGAUACGAGAAGCCGACAUACCUAACGAACUAAUGCCCAUCGUCAAAGAAAAGAGAUCAGAGCUCAUUGCCAAUCUGGCUGAAGCAGAUGAUGAAAUAGCAGACAUCUUCCUCAACGAGCAAGAGCCUACGAAAGAUCAGAUGAUGGCCGCAAUUCGACGAGCUACAAUAGCACGCAAAUUCGUACCCAUGUUUAUGGGUUCAGCAUACCACAACAAGGGAGUCCAACUCCUACUAGACGGCGUUAUAAGUUUCCUUCCAGCACCACACGAAGUAGAAAACUUGGCACUAGACCGAGCCAAUAAUGAAGCCAAAGUCGCAUUAGCUUCAACAUCAAAUGACUCGUUAGUUUGUCUAGCCUUCAAAUUAGAAGAAGGGCGAUUUGGACAAUUGACAUAUAUGAGAGUCUACCAAGGUGCUCUGAAGAAGGGCGGAUGGCUUGUUAAUGUCAGGACUGGUAAAAAGGUCAAGAUUCCGAGAUUGGUGCGAAUGCAUUCGAAUGAGAUGGAGGAUGUGGAACAUGUUGGAUCUGGUGAAAUAUGUGCUGUGUUUGGUAUGGAGUGUGCUUCUGGAGAUACAUUUACUGAUGGGACAAAUAGUCUCACGAUGACCUCCAUGUUUGUGCCACAACCCGUGAUUUCCCUCUCUAUCGAACCAAAGUCAAAAGAUUCGCCCAACUUUUCAAAGGCCUUGUCUCGUUUCCAACGUGAAGAUCCAACCUUCCGUGUCCAUAUUGAUUCUGAAAGCAAGCAGACAAUUAUAUCCGGUAUGGGUGAACUCCAUCUCGACAUAUACGUAGAACGUAUGAAACGAGAAUACGGUGUGGAGACCAUCACUGGUAAACCACAAGUAGCCUUCCGAGAAACAAUCACUUCGAACGUUCCGUUUGCUUAUACACACAAGAAGCAAUCGGGUGGUUCAGGUCAAUUUGCUCGUGUGAAAGGUUUCAUUGAGCCUAUAACAGAGCCAUUGGAGGAUGGCUCGACUGUUGAAUUUGAUAAUCAGACUGUGGGUAUGAAUAUACCUACACAGUAUAUACCAUCUGUAGAAAAGGGUUUCUUGGAAGCCUGUGAAAAGGGAGCAUUGAUUGGUCAUCCUGUUACCAAUGUCAGAUUUGUACUACAAGAUGGGUUGGCACAUGCUGUUGAUUCAAGUGAUAUUGCUUUCAGAUUAGCUGGUAUCUAUGCAUUUAGAGAAGCAUUUGCCAAAGCUGGGCCACAAGUUCUUGAACCAAUUAUGGAAGUCAGCGUGUCGGCUCCUGUUGAAUUUCAGGGCUCUGUGAUUGCUUUACUCAACAAGAGGAAGGGAACUAUAUCUGAUUCUGAGACGCGUGAUGAUUAUGUGGAGGUUCAUGCCGAGGUUCCACUUAACGAGAUGUUUGGAUUUUCCACAGACUUGCGAUCUAUUAGUCAAGGCAAAGGAGAAUUCUCAAUGGAGUACAAGUUACACCAACCUGUUCUGCCAUUUGUUCAAAAAGAACUCGUAGAUGAGUUCCAAAAGCAGAGAAAAGCUGCUGAAGGUGGAAAAAGAUAG